This is a messenger RNA of Neodiprion fabricii, 3118 nucleotides long. RefSeq lists its product as uncharacterized. The record is from RefSeq and is a predicted model, not a curated record. Lineage: Eukaryota; Metazoa; Arthropoda; Insecta; Hymenoptera; Diprionidae. The transcript has 11 exons. The coding region runs from base 495 to 2432 and encodes 645 amino acids. Gene Ontology annotation, molecular function: protein binding.
UCAUUACAUGCUCACCGUCAAGCGAAGCCUCGCACUUUUUGCUCCGAUGUAGAAGCGCUCAGCUUUGUUGUUCAACGAUUUAACUGUAAUAAAACAACCGCGCUGAUGCGAUUUAUGGAAAUAUAGACCGAUUUUCUUUGUGUUAACAACUGCCAAGUCACGUAUCAGCGAUACGAUCAAGAUUGCUGCAAGUGAAUUUAUCUCGUGUUUGAUUGCAUUGCGGAUUAAGGGCCGUCAAAAAAAUGAUGAAAUCAAACUGUAAAAUAUGGAACUGAAGUUGACUGAGUGGGAUUUUGUGCAAAGACUCUCUCCGCGUUGCGAGGACGUAAUUGAAAAGUGCAAAUUAAGGAGUUUUCCUCAUGACGUUAUCCGACAUCCUCCGGCAGCAGGACGUUUCCUGGACCGCGAUGCUGCCUCCGUGAUGAUAUCGUCUCGUGGUCACCGAUGCUCCGCAGGCUCGCAACCUUUGACGAAACAUCGGCCCCAAGACCGGCAUGGGAAGACACUCAGGCGUGUGUUCAAGAGGAUCGAAAAAAAGCGUAAUUCUCUACACAACGGACUGCGGUGAAGAGAAGGAAGAUUUUGGCUUGAAGAUUCAGCAGCGUUCGAUAUCUCUAACCGCCUUGCACACCGGGAGCAACGCUCAACAGCAACAACUUCUAGAGCCGAGAAUGGCGCAGCUAGAAACUUUGGAGGCUAAGAUGGCCAGCAUCGAGGUAUCCCUCUCGACUACGCCGAGGCGAAAAAAGGGCGGAAGCAUCGCCGGGGUGACUUCGUCGCCUGCGGGACAUCGGGCAAGGGAUGUUGGCAAGGAAUUGGACGCCCUCCGAACAGCCCUUCGGGACAAGGAAAAUAUUAUACAGAACUUGAAGGGACAACUGUGCAAUACGCUGAGCAGUCGUUUAUCCCUGCGAAACGGACCUUCCUUGACCGAAUCCGACCGGAAGGCGGCUGAGGAUCGACUCCAAAGAUUGCGUCGCGACGCCGACAACAAACGGCUGGCCAUAAAAAACCUCAAGUUGGCUUUGGAACGGCUCGAUAUUACCGACAACAUAGACGUGCGGAUACAGCAGGCAGAAUUGGAGUACAGAUUGGGAAGGGAAGAACUGGAACUGUUGACCCUUCGGGAAGAGAGUCGAGCCCUUCAGGCGGCCUUAGAGCUUGCGGACACGCAAGAGAAGCAGAAAAAUCACACGAUAUUCAGCUGUAUUUCCGGAUCCACGCAAGUCACCGUUCACGCCCUCGAAGUCAGCGCCGACCCUAAGAGUCCCAGAUUUGGGGCCGGGCCCAGAGACGAUGCACCGGGCCUCUACGUCGAUUGGGCCGUUGAAGAUUCGGGACUUUGCAAGGGCGACAGAAUACUGGAGGUGAACGGCAAGCUGGUCGUAGGUGCCGGAAGGAGCGAUCUUGCCAGACUUUUGGCUGUCGCACCGGAUGCGGCGCAAGUCGUUGUUCUGCGGAAGGGCGAAUCCCUCGCUGCUCUUCGCACCCUCAGAUCCGACAACCUUCGGCUCACUCACAGGAUCGGUUACCUCGAGGAACAGGUCAGGGACCUUUUGACUCCAUCUCGACCUCCGGCACCCGCCGAACCUCCGCCCAGUCGUCGCGAACACGUGCAGGUUUUUCAAAAGGGACCCCAAGUCACGGCUCUGGUUGGAAACCUGCCGGGUCUGGGGGCGAAAAGUCCGGCCGAAUUGAGGCAGAGUCUGCCCACUGUCAGAACGAGACACGGGGAUCAUCCUCGUCGGAUGAACGAAACACGGCUCUCGAAGGAGUCGGACUUCGGAUCCGACGGAGCAACGAGCCACGGUCACAAGGCGAAAACCAGGCAGAGACCCCAGGGUUAUCAGUUGGCCAGAUCGACGGCUAGCCUUGACUGCAAGCAGUCGCAUUCCGGGAUACAGCGGAGACCGCUUCGCGCGGAAUCCGCCAUGGAACAAGUUCACAAAAGCAGGAGAAACGCCCCUUCCUUACAGUCUCUCGAAUUCGACUCGGAGCCAACGUACUACCGAAUACAGGAUUCCCAAUCCAGGGCAUCCGAGCAGUCGGACGGAUCCGUGAUGUGUUCAGGAUCCCACGAAAGCCGGACGCGUCCAACGCCACCAAAGAAGCCUCUACGUUUGUCGUUGCACAGAGCAGCUAGUCUCCAAUCGGUUGAAAGUGCACCGCCAACGCCUCAGCACGAAAUAAGUCGAAAACCGGUGAAGAGGAAUUACCGGGGCGAUCCUCCGACGGGCUUGGACAGAACGGAAGUUUACUCGGAGCGCGGAAACGAGCCGCUUCAGCCCAUCCAUCCAGCUGCUGGUAAUCAAGCUCCGCAACCACCUCCGAGAACUCCGUCCAGGGCAGAAUCCUGCCAAAGCGCUUUAAGGUGGCCUUCUCCGAGGCCGAGACCCCAGCUCGCCUCUGUUCCGAUGGAGAAAUGGUGCUGAUGACGGGAUGCAUGGACGCAAGAAUUAUCUGUGGAUUUUAGGGCGGCGUAUUCAGGCAGGCGGCUGGAACAGUGGGUGAAAUUUGAAAAUUUGUACCUGGAUCGGUGUUUGUUUUGUUUAAAAAGUAUUGCGUGGAUCGAGAUUUAUUUACGUAUUUUUUUUUUUUUUUUUUUUUUAAGCGUAAAACAUGUACACCCAGCUAAAUGCUUAAAGUUGUUGGUAAUAAAAAUAAUUCCUGACGAGUGAUUCCGAUAAAUAAAAUAUGUGUAAAUGAAUCUCGAUUUAAGUACAUACUUUCGAGUUAUAGAAACCUUAAUUGCAUCGAGUAAUUGGUUGUCGAUAUGUAAAUUACCAAAAUUCAUCCGGGAUCUCGGCGUUCUAAACAGAAAUUAUGGGCAGCUGGCUCGUCUACGAUUUAUGUUUGUUCUUAAUAGGCGUGUCUCUCCAAGGUACCAAGUUUCUCUAUGAAUUUCCUCGAACAAUCUGCACCAUCAGUUUUACCAAUAUUGUCGGUCUUGCCAGUAGCUUUAAAAGCUAAAGACUGAACGUUUUAAAUCUAUCAGAAAUAAGUAGUUACGAAUGUUAUACCUAUGCGUGUAAUACAUAAUUAUAUAUGCUAACAGUAUUCGACAGUGUAUUUUCCCAGGCUCAAAGCGUUGAGUUUAGUAUAUUAGAUUAACAAUGGA